Molecule: messenger RNA, 2774 nt
Organism: Helicoverpa zea (corn earworm)
Lineage: Eukaryota; Metazoa; Arthropoda; Insecta; Lepidoptera; Noctuidae
Product: transducin beta-like protein 2
Exons: 6
Coding region: 152-1501 (449 amino acids)
Biological process (GO): endoplasmic reticulum unfolded protein response
Cellular component (GO): endoplasmic reticulum; nucleus
Molecular function (GO): nucleic acid binding; protein binding; exonuclease activity
Source: RefSeq, a predicted model, not a curated record
ACACACCUCUCCAGUUCAUUUCAGUCAGUCGUGCGAGUACGAAAAUAUCUGUGGUCAGUUAUUGUGACUUUGUGACCGCGUGAUCGUAGCUGUCGUGAUUUUAGAUUCUGUGAUCAUAAUUUAUCGUUUGCGAAAAGAAUUUUGAGUGAAAAUGGGCGAUAUUCAAGCCGGUCAGAACUUAAAUGCGUUCCUAAUAGGAGCCAUUACAAUUCUUUUCUGUGUAAUUUUACAUUUUGUAUACAAGACCGCCUUCAAAAGCAAGAAAAAGGAAGCACCACAACAUGAAAUUGAGAGCGAUUCAGGUGCUCCAGCGGAAGAAGUUAGCUCCGAAACUACUGCUACUGAAACUCGUAUCAGCGGUAAAACUAAAAAGCGCGCGACAUGGAAAGGAAAGUCCGAAUUCAGUCAUCCAUGGCUGCUGAAGAAUCUCAAGGGACACCCAGGCACCGUUCUUCUAGUGGAUUUCUCUGCCAACGGCAAGUUUAUGGCCGCUACCUGUGAUGAUGGCUCCGUGAUCCUAUGGGACAUUCGGGAUCUAAACCAGAAGGAACACAAAACGUUGCGUGUGAACAUCGAAUUUGACCAUGCGUCGCACGUUGCCUGGAGUCCAGACUCGAAGGCAUUUAUUGUUCACACCGUGCGUGAGAAUCACAUCGUAGUCUACAAGAUAGAGAAGAAAAAGGACGGCACCAUAGGGUCGGCGGCGCCGGUCAUCACGUUCGAAAAGGUCCACGAAGUAGAUGUGGUCGGUUUCGACAUAUCGAGCAACGGCAAGUUUAUGAUGUCCUGUUCAUCAAAUAACGACAUGGUCAUUUGGGACCUGAAAGGGCAACAACUGGAGAGGCUCGACACAUACCUGAUGACGACACACACCGCCAAAGUUUCACCAUGCGGCCGCUUUGUGGUGGCGACGGGUUUCUCACCCGACGUCAAAGUGAUGGAGGUGUGCUUCACAAAGAACGGGGAGUUCAAACAAGUGACAAAGGCAUACGAGCUAACCGGCCACUCGUCGGGAAUAUACGACGUUGCCUUCGACGUGGAUACGUCACACAUCGCCACAAUAUCGAAGGACGGCACGUGGAAGCUAUAUCAUACAAAGAUCGACUAUGCCCGCGGGGAGUCACCCCACGUGCUCGAGACUGGCACAUACGGCCAGACAGCGAACCCGCCGCGCAUCGCCCUCUCGCCCAACGCCGAGGUAUUGGCAGUCUCCGUGGACUCCUCCGUCGAGUUCUACGACACCUACACGGGCAAACUUUACGAUACCGUGGAAAAUGUUUACUCUGGAUUGAUAAACUACAUGAAAUUUGACGCAAGCGGGAAAUACUUGUUUGUGUGCGGGGACCGUGCUGUCAGGGUGCUACACAACGUGUGUGGGUACUUCACUACUAUCGCGAGCUGUACCAGGCUGCUGGGGACCAAGCAAACUUCGGCCACCGUGGAGCGACAGAAGAAAACCAUCCAGGAAUGCAAGGAGGCCCUCGCCAAGUUCGGCAAGUAACGCCAUCUACAGGUCGCAUAUGUUAUUAUCACAAUCUUGUCGUAACUGCAUUUAUUGUUUGUAAUCUUUGAUAUAUUUUUUAUAAUUACGUAUACAUUUGUAUGAUUGUCAGUGUUGCUAGAACAUACAUCUUUCAAUGUACUUCAGAUGUAGGCAGAUUUUGGUUACCUGGAAUUAAAGAAAAAAUGUACAAACUAAAAUAAAUCGAUAGACUGCAAAAGGUUCAAGAAUUUAGUUCUUUUAUGUUUCGAUUUUUCUGUUCCAGUGAUUUAUGGGCACAAGGUUUUGAUCAGAAUCUCGCAACUCUGACGAUAAUAUUAAUAAGAAUAUACUACUAUUAGUUAAUUAUUAUACUUGUUCACAGUUGACAUCGUUUUAUAUGUUGAUCUCGGUCCAAAAGUAUUUUCAAAAUUAUAUUGAUAAAGCCUAUGGAUUAGUAAAAAUACGAAUUUGUAAAAAAAAAUUAUUGCAUGACUGAACUAUGUAUAAUAUCUGUUACGUGAUAUUCGAGUAACAGCAGUGGUAAUUUGCAUGUCAAUUAUAUUACUGCUAUAGUAAGACCACUACAUAAUAUAUGACGUAACAGUCGGAGAAUAUCGUUAGUUUAGUUUUUGUUAUUACGUAAACAUGACACAUAAACUCCUAUAAGAUAAUGUAAGUUCCUAAUCGUAAGCUAUUCCACUCCACCCGACUUCGUCCUUGCAAAGUUCCUUCUAGAUAUUUUUUUGCAUAUUAUCUGUCGACUACCAGUUUUAGUACUUCAGGAACUACGAAGCUUUUCUGAACGAUAAAACAUGAAUUUGCAUAUUUUAUGUCAGGGAAAUAGAGUUGAAAAUUCGAUGCACAAUUAUCAAAAUUGGGGUGUUAAUUAAAACGAAUUAAAUGCAGAAGUUCUUUAAAAUUGUUGUUUUAACUUUAAUAAUCCGAUUUUGAUGAACACAAAAACGUGUCGGCUAAAAUGUUGCAAUUCCUGAAGUGCUAACAAUUUCAAGUGAAGCCAGGGUCGGUUUUCACAAUCGCCACGUCAUAGUUCACUGUCUUUGCGUAAAUACGUACAUACUGUAUUGUUAUUGAUCGCGGUCGAUGUGUGACGUGGCCCUACCGGCCAUGCAUGCCACUCGAUAUUACAAUUAAGUCAAGGAACUGGGUAAGGUUAUUUUUUAUAGAUAUUUCUUGCACACAUUUUCGUGCAACGUUUCGUGUUUUCCCCAGUGAUCAUCUCUGAAAUUGCAUUUAGUUAUACUGAUUUGUCAAUAAAAAUAUAUGUUUUUAA